Fulvia fulva is the source of this 2841-nucleotide messenger RNA. Its product is annotated as putative RNA-dependent RNA polymerase 1. Gene Ontology annotation, biological process: siRNA processing. The transcript is spliced from 7 exons. Gene Ontology annotation, molecular function: RNA-directed RNA polymerase activity. The record is from RefSeq and is a predicted model, not a curated record. Lineage: Eukaryota; Fungi; Ascomycota; Dothideomycetes; Mycosphaerellales; Mycosphaerellaceae. Gene Ontology annotation, cellular component: nuclear RNA-directed RNA polymerase complex. The coding region runs from base 1 to 2841 and encodes 946 amino acids.
AUGGCAGGUCGACCUCCAGGAACGAAUAACACCAAGCGAUUCGCAGUGGAAUUACGUCGUAGCAAACUUGCCGAAGGCCACAACGACAAACGCAGCAUCCCUGAUCAAACUGUACAGCUCCGGCUGAGGCGGGCUGACUCCAGCAGAAUCACGCGUCACGAGCAACUCGACAAGCUCGUCCUGCUCUCCUUUGACGACUUCCGUCUCAGGCAAGAUGAACCUUCCGGGAAUGGCCAUGUCCUCUUCGCAACCGCAAGAGACUCCGCCGAAUACAUCGCAAAGAUCCUCAAGACCGGUAUCACACUGAACAACAUCACUUACCACUUCUGCGGUCACAGCAAUAGCCAACAGAAGUCCCGAUCGUGCUUCAUGUAUGCGGCGUCGAAAGCCGAAAUUGCUGCCAAGAUCGAGGGGCUUCGGGACUUCUCGAAACUAAAGUCGGGAGGCAAGAAGGUCAAGCGCAUAGGUCUUCUAUUCUCGACAGCAGACAUCGCGAUCGAACUCAGCCCCGAUCGGUGCGAAGACAUAGCCGACAUCGUUUACCAUGACUACACUUUCACUGAUGGCUGCGGACUGAUCUCCAAGCAGUUGGCGAGAGAAGUGGCGAGAAAGAAGCACAUUGUGCAUCGAAACAUGCGAUACCUUCCGUCCGUCUUCCAGAUCCGAUACCGCGGCUAUAAAGGCGUUCUCACAUUGCAUCCUGCUCUGCUUGGCAAGGUGCAGGUCCAAUUUCGGGACUCGAUGAAGAAGUUUGGAGAUGUGAAAGACCACUCUUUUGCCGUGGCUGAGUACUCGAAACCAUACAACUUUGGGUACUUGAACGACGAGAUCAUCUUGCUCUUGCACGCUCUUGGCAUCUCCAGUGAUACACUACUUCGAAAACAGACCGGGUAUCUGAACUUCCUGAAGAAUGUGUCGCUCUGUGAGCCAAGAACUUCGUUCAUGUUCUUAUGCUAUCAAGGCGAGAUGGAACUGGCUGAGAGGCUCCUCCUGGAAGGCCCAGACUCGGUGCGCAGUACUUGCGGCAGACUCGUUAGGGCUGAAUACACCAAGAUGCUGAACAAGCGCGAGGAGCAGCGAUGCCGGAUCAUGAUACCAAAGUCGCGCCUGUUGUUCGGCAUAUGCGAUCCAUUUGGAAAGUUGAAAGCUGGUACUUGUUUCGUACGGAUCACUGACGACUGCGAUGGUGUGGCCAAGACGAUUAUCGGAACGGAGGUUCUCUGCACACGGCAUCCAACCCUGCAGUUCAAGGUUGUCGACUGCCCAGAGCUCACGCACCUGGUCGACUUCUUCGUCACUUGGGAUCCCGACAUCAUCCCGCGGCGUCUCGCUCCAGCCGCUGAGUAUCCUGGCGUCAAGGAAAAGGCACAUUUUGGCAUGAUCGCUGGCGAUGACCAAGCUGAAUUUUUCGCAAAGUCCAACAAUACCUCGCUGGGCAGAGUCAAAAACCUGUAUCUCAAAUGGGCGAGGAUCAAAGGUCCUCUAAGUGAAGAGUGUCAGCAGCUCAACCGGCUAUUCUCCCAGUGUGUGGACGGUAAUCGCAUUCGCGUGCCGCAAGCUUUGGAGGACCCCUCGGAAGCAUCAACUGAGACGCAUCCUUUCAUCCUGGAUAUCCUGCAUGCGAGCGCACGUGCUAUCAUUGAUAUAGCCUUGGAAAAAGACUUCGAUUACGAGGAGGACACAUACGGCGUUGUGGACCUGCUGGCACAUCGUAAUGAGCUUGCAAUGUCCGAGUCCGAGCUCAUUCAGUUAGUGCUUCGCGCUUGCUCUCGACUUCCAGUUGCGAAAGGCACGCUAAGCCUCAUCAUGAACGGUCUGCUACGGUCAGAGUUGCUUACGCCCGGUGAAGUGCACAAAUUCCGCCUGCACGGCGCCAAUCUUCACUGGAAACCAGUCUUCCAAUCAAGCUCGGAUCGAAUGGGACGAUUUCUCAGCAGUGCCGCGAGAGCUCUUCAAUCCUUCCACAAGAAGCUGAUUAUUCUACAGCCCGAUGAGCGUCUCAUACUCAUGAUCUACAUUCCGCAGAAGAUCGAGAACGCCAGCGAAGUUGACGUGGGCGAAGAGGUACGGGUGUUCGCACUACCUCGAUCCUCUGGUACUGACUCUGUCAAUUAUCGAGUUACGCCGACCAAGAAGCAUUAUCGGCUCUACUGUGACGACUCGACUUUCCAGCUGUACGAAUCAAAGGGAAGCAAUACCUUCGUCUUCCUGAACAGGGGCCAGUUGGAUCCAUCCGCUUUCCUCAACACCAAGAAUGAGAGCGAAAGAAGAGCGAAGAAGCAGGAGACAUUUGACACUGGUGUUAAUGCUGAGUGCAGAGCAAGUGUCGCACUUAAUAAGAUCAGUGCUCCCAUACAAAAGCAUGAAAUUUACGUGAUCAGUAACAGAGAUGUCGAGUCGAUGCGAGUCUUGGACGCGUGGCUCCAUUUCGUGGACACUGAGGAGGUUUUGCCUCUUUUCGACCGAGAACCUUCAGAAUAUACUGUCGUGACAGCAGCGGAUCUCGACCGGAGCACAUUGGCACCCCUUGUGGCUACAGUCGUGAUAGAUCGGGACACUGUAGCCGUGCGAGGCGCAGGUGGGAUUGAUGACGUGCGGCAAUCCUUGGAGCUACUGAAUGAAGUCGGCCAGAAGACUCAGCUUCUCGAUGCUUGCACUGAAGUACUGGCCAUGAGCAUGGAUGGUACUUGUCAAAUUCCCGGCAAAGAGAUCUUGCUGUUGCUUCUGGAUUUCCUCCCUAUCGCCCCUUUCUUGAUCGAAACUGUACUGGACUCAGACCUGUGGAAACGAGACACAGCUGUUGUUAUGGAUGCUGCUGCUGAGAUCUUCCCGGUGCUUUGA